Messenger RNA from Aspergillus steynii IBT 23096, 1788 nucleotides. RefSeq names its product developmental regulatory protein WetA (gene wetA). Bases 1 to 1653 code for a protein of 550 amino acids. The transcript has a single exon. The record is from RefSeq and is a predicted model, not a curated record. Lineage: Eukaryota; Fungi; Ascomycota; Eurotiomycetes; Eurotiales; Aspergillaceae.
AUGUUCGCCCAAACGUUUGACCAUCCGUUCAAUGACGAUAUUUUCAGUCAGUACGUCAACAUGGAUCCUACAAGUGCCGAUGGAAACAAAGACGUUUCAUUCCCCGGGGACUUUGAUCAAAUCUUUGCACUGGACUCAUUGUCGAGCGAUUGUGGCGACCUGUCGCCCACCAUCUCCGCCUCCAAGCGGACCCAGAAGUCACCGCAACCCUGGGGUAGAGACCUUUGGUCUGUUCCGCAAGACGUCAGUUCCUCGUCUUCAGGCCAAGCCCCCCUUGCUUUUCAAGACACCAUCCACCCCUCGGCUGUUGCGGAUCUCAACGUCAAUCUCGAGGAAUCCGCGCCAAACCCCCCUGUCAAAACCCGCUCGCCGUCUACUCCCCCGGCCACUCCUCAGCGCAAAGCCAAAAGCGCCUUAGUCACUCCCAAGUCAACCGGGCAUCGUCGGGACACUAAUGAACGCCGCGGUCUCUUGCGCAAACAGAGCUUCUCCCCCAGUUUGACUCGCUCCUCGCAAGCCCAGAAAGGCAGAAUGGCGUACUCGGAGGCUUGGGCCCAGCGAUUCCAGAACUUCAGCCUGGGUAGUUCUGAUGAUCGUCUGCCUUUGUCCCCACCGCCCUCCGAUAUACUGGUGCAGCACGAGCAUAUGCCUGCCGACAACACUGCCCAGAUGCCACAUCCUGGGGAUUCUUCCGACAUGCCCAAUCCAUUUGAUUCGGCCUUAUUCACUCAGUCCCCCGCGAUUUCGAUGCCCUCUCCAUCUGCCAAUGCGCUGGCACGACAGCAGCAGCGGUAUUUAAGCCAGUCGAACAAUUCCGCCAUGGCCACCUCCAGUCCCCCUUCGGCGGACGACAUCUUUUCCUCUCCACAUUCCUCGGACCCUCAGUCCAUAUCCUCGUGGCAUUCCGACUCCCUCGGAACCUCUGCGCUCCCAUUCACCCCCGAUUUGCAAAGCCACGAUGCGCAAGCAUGGUGGUCUCCUAUGAAUUCACGGGUUGCCCAGCGACAGCCUUCAUACCCACAAAUGGUCGCGUCCCCGACCCCACAGAGACCGAUCCAGACCCCCAACAAUCAGCAUGACAUGCUGCAAGGGGGUCUCAUGAUCCAGCUAGACCCUUCGUCGUUCGAGAUGCCCGGCGCGCCAAACCCGUCAUUUGCUGCCCCUCAGAUGCCACCCGUUCCAAGCGCCCCGGAAAACCAGUCCUAUACCCAUGCCCCCACGACUCCACAGAAAUUUGUGGACUCCUCCUUCGCACCUCACAUGCACACUUCGUCCUCCCGGUCUCCAUCGCUGUCCCCGACCGCAACUGGAUCACCCAAGGGCAUACGCAACGCCAACAUUAGAACCCCUCCACGCGGCCGCUAUCAACAACGAAAGAUGUCCUCUCAACAGAUGAGCGCCCCUAGACCGGCCAAGGGCUCGGGAGGAAGCCCCAAAGGAGCCGGUAAAUCGGUGACGGUGUCUUUUGUGAACUUCACCCCCGACGACAAGAAGAGAAUCCUCACAGGAGUUGCUCCCAGCGGCAGCUCGAAAACGAAAGCCCGCCGCGAGCAAGAAGCUCGUGAUAAACGACGCAGGAUGAACGAGGCUGCUUUGAACGCAGUCCGGAAAGCCGGCGGCGACGUCGAGGCUUUAGAAGCUGUUUUUGGCUGAGAAUCAGCAUGGCAUAUCAUACACAUAUAAUAUCGUCGUAUUUGAUUUUUCGUUUUGUUUUGUCUGUUAUUUUGUCGAUUUCAUAUACCUCUUCGUUUUUUGGCAACGGUCGUUCGGGUGCUUGCUCGAGAAAGG